Messenger RNA from Aspergillus fischeri NRRL 181, 717 nucleotides. RefSeq lists its product as uncharacterized. The coding region runs from base 1 to 717 and encodes 238 amino acids. The transcript has 3 exons. Lineage: Eukaryota; Fungi; Ascomycota; Eurotiomycetes; Eurotiales; Aspergillaceae. The record is from RefSeq and is a predicted model, not a curated record.
AUGACUAGCCCUGAUACUGGGGAUAUGGCAUAUAUAAUCACGUCGGGUGGCCGCUUUUUCCGGGGUGAUCUGAUGAUUGAUCACAUCUUUGAGAUCACCAAGUCCAGGACCUGGCCGGAGAUUCUGCGCGCUCUUGCCACGAAGGGGGAGAGGGAAUUGAGGAUGAAGGUGCUCCGGCCCGUGGUUGUCGAUGAGGAGCCCUGGGAGGAGGAGGAAAUGAUGGUUGAAGGGCAAGGCCCUUGCUUUUUGUGGCUGAACGGCCGUGGUGAUUUUCGGCAGGCGUACACCUUGAGCUGGAGCGAUAGUGUCGCGCUGUUAGCGGAUAUCGCCAGCAACCCUGGUGCAUACGGAGUCCUCCCUCAGAAUGUCGCCAACCUGCGAUUAAUACAUGCAGAUAUCACCCGCCUCCGCCGCCCCGAUGGCCCCGGCUACCUCGUCCCACCUCCACCCCAGAACAUCGACCGUAAGCGUCAUCCCAAGUGGCCCUCGGCCCUGGCGCGAUUUCGCCUUACAAAGUCGACGUACGAUGGAGUGGAAUACUGGGCCCUUCCGGACCUCUUGGGGCUCUUCAUGAGCUCAUUAGGUCGAGCUCCCACAACAGCAACGAAGAGGAAUUUCUACCUGCCGCUGACCGCUGUCUACCGGACAGUGGUGCUCAAAGCUGAUCAGGGAAGGAAGACCCAGUUUGCCAAGUGUGUUUCAGUGCAGUUGGACUGA